AUGGGAGGAAAUCACACACAGACUGAAUUCAUCCUGUUGGGAAUUACAGACAGCCCAUAUGCACAGACUCCUCUUUUUCUCUUGUUUCUAUUGAUUUACAUUGUCACUCUGGUGGGAAACUUCAGCAUUAUCACAUUGGUUCGGGUUUCUCCCAGCCUCCACACCCCCAUGUACUUCUUCCUCACCCAUUUUGCCUUCACUGACAUCUGCUAUUCCACAGUCAUCUCCCCCAGGAUGCUGGCAGACCUGUUAUCAGAGGACAAAACCAUUUCUUUUACCGGCUGCAUGAUGCAGUUCCUCAGCUUCACUUUCUUUGGCAGUGCUGAGUGUCACCUCCUGGCCAUGAUGGCCUAUGACCGGCACGUUGCUAUCUGCCAGCCCCUGCUUUAUGUGACCAUCAUCUCCAGCCGUGUCUGCUGGCAGCUGGUAGCAUCAUCCUACCUAUUUGCCUUCCUCAGUGCCACCAUCUACACAUGGUGUGUGUUUGGAGGUUCCCUCUGUGGUCCCAACUGCAUCAACCACUUCUUCUGCGACAUCAUCCCUGUGCUAAAGCUCAUGUGCUCUGACACCCACAUCAGUGAGAUGGUCAUCUUUGCCCUCAUCACCAUCAAUGCGGUGUGUGCAAGUGCGGUCAUUUUUCUCUCCUACAUCUCUAUCAUCCGCACCGUGCUGAGGAUGGGCUCAGCACAGAGCAGGGCCAGAGCCUCCCACACCUGUGCCUCCCAUUUGACUGCUGUUGCCUUAUUCUUUGGGACAGCAUUCUUCAUGUACCUACAACGUCCAUCUAGCCACAGGACCCUGGAUAAGUUGGCCUCCAUCUUCUACUCCGUGGUUACCCCCAUGCUCAACCCCUUCAUCUACAGCCUGAGGAACAAGGAGGUGAAGCUGGCUCUGGUGAGGUGCGGGAGAAGGUUCUUAAAUGGCUGGCAACAUAGAAGAGUUCUGUCAUCUAGGACAUGA
Pezoporus flaviventris is the source of this 960-nucleotide messenger RNA. Its product is annotated as olfactory receptor 8U3-like. The record is from RefSeq and is a predicted model, not a curated record. Lineage: Eukaryota; Metazoa; Chordata; Aves; Psittaciformes; Psittacidae. Gene Ontology annotation, molecular function: olfactory receptor activity; G protein-coupled receptor activity; odorant binding. Gene Ontology annotation, cellular component: membrane. Gene Ontology annotation, biological process: G protein-coupled receptor signaling pathway; sensory perception of smell. The transcript has a single exon. The coding region runs from base 1 to 960 and encodes 319 amino acids.